Messenger RNA from Pyrus x bretschneideri (Chinese white pear), 929 nucleotides. RefSeq names its product ubiquitin-conjugating enzyme E2 20. The transcript is spliced from 6 exons. The coding region runs from base 116 to 658 and encodes 180 amino acids. NCBI's taxonomy places the organism in Eukaryota, Viridiplantae, Streptophyta, Magnoliopsida, Rosales, Rosaceae. The record is from RefSeq and is a predicted model, not a curated record.
AGGAAGGAAAGCCCCCCUCUAUCAACCUCUCCCUCUCUCUCUCUCAGAAAAGCGUUGGGUUUUGAGGAUCCGUUGAUCUCUGUUUUCGGUAAGGAAGAGAAAAAGAAUUAGGAUUAUGGCUGCUGUGAACCAAGAUAACAGUCUAGUAGUGGCCGGAGCCACUGCUCCCUCGAACUCAAAGCAAUCUCGGCCUCGCACCAAGACCCUUGAUUCUCAGUCCGUUCUCAAAAGGCUGCAAUCUGAGUUGAUGGCCUUAAUGAUGAGUGGGGAUUCUGGGAUAUCCGCAUUCCCCGAGGAAGACAACAUUUUCUGCUGGAAAGGGACAAUCAUUGGAAGCAAAGAGACAGUGUUUGAAGGCACAGAAUACAGACUCUCCCUCACCUUUCCCAAUGACUAUCCAUUCAAACCCCCAAAGGUCAAGUUUGAGACUGUCCUCUUUCACCCCAAUGUCGAUCUUGUCGGCAACAUUUGCCUGGAUAUUCUACAGGAUAAAUGGUCAUCUGCUUAUGAUGUGAGAACCGUACUCUUAUCCAUCCAAAGUCUUCUUGGAGAACCAAACAUCAGCUCUCCUUUGAAUGCCCAAGCAGCACAAUUGUGGAGCAACCAAGAAGAAUAUAGGAAGAUGGUGGAGAAGUUGUACAAAGCUCCAAAGGCUUGAUAAUCGGGACGAUGGCGACGAAGUUGUGUUAGAUUAGGGGGGGUUGAGUGAUUAUUAUAGAUACCAAGCCUCUCUAACUUGGAUUGGAUUGGAUCGGAUCGGAUUGGAUCUGAUCGGAUUGGAUUGUGUUCUUGUGUUUCUCUCUAUUGUUUUCCCGAAGAGUAUUUAGCCAAUUGUCAUCAAAACUCAGAGUUCAAAAUUGUUCGUGUUUUUCAUAUUGUUGGAAAUCCUACAUCGGGAGUUUGACAAAACAACUUACAAGUUAUAACUA